Pseudozyma flocculosa PF-1 is the source of this 1026-nucleotide messenger RNA. RefSeq lists its product as uncharacterized. Lineage: Eukaryota; Fungi; Basidiomycota; Ustilaginomycetes; Ustilaginales; Ustilaginaceae. Gene Ontology annotation, molecular function: hydrolase activity, acting on ester bonds. The transcript is spliced from 4 exons. The record is from RefSeq and is a predicted model, not a curated record. Bases 1 to 1026 code for a protein of 341 amino acids.
AUGUCAUUCCCCACCAGCUCCAUCUUUCUUGCCCUCGCUGCUGUUGGCACCGCCAGUGCUGCUGCCGUCGACCAUCCGCAGCGCAACGAGGCUAAGAAUGUCACCAACUUCAUUGCAUUCGGCGACUCUUACACGGAUGCAUGCUCAUCGAGUAGGUUACAAUCUUUCACUCCUGAGCAGCGCGCGAAAUGGCCUUUCCCGUACUGCCCGCCGGCGCCUUGGGGCCGCGCGAGCGGUGGCGAGAGCUGGCCGGAGUACAUUCGCAUCCUGCAAGGCCAGGCGGUGCCGACCGACAAGGACUCUCCUGUGCAGGCCGCGUACAAGGGCGAAUGGACCAUCCAGAACCUCGCCCAGUCAGCCGCGACGUGCGACAACGCCGUCUUCCCCCGGGCUCCUAUCAAUGACGUCGGCCAGCAGAUCGACCUGCUCAAGACCAACUACAACACCACGCAGCCGCUGGACAAGAUCCAGACGGACCCUGCGACGACAUGGGCGGCGAUCUUUAUCGGGACCAACGACAUUAGCUUCUACAACUCGACGGCCGACGUGGCCAAGGAGACCGACUGCCUCGAGCGUCGCAUCCAGACGCUGCACGACUUUGGCCACCGAAAGUUCCUCAUCCUGGAGAACAUCAACCUGGAGUACGUGCCCACCUACUCGACCAACGGAGUGGUCAACAAGACGAUCCAGUCGUACACGAGCGGCAACCGCAAGUCGCAGGCCCAGCUCGCCGAGAAGCUGAACAAGAAGUGGCAGAGUGACGGCACCGAGGUGCUCACCUUCCCGACCUUUGAGCUCUUCUCGCGGAUGUACAACAACCCGCGCGAGUACGGCAUGGAGUACGUCAAGGUCCCCUGCGUGACCGGCACGGGCAACAACACCGUCACUUGCAGCCACCCGACAAAGUACCUGUGGUGGAAUGACCUUCACCCGAGCUUCCACGCCGAGCAGAUCCUGGCCGCCAAGGUCGUCAAGUUCCUCGAGGAGGGCGCUCGUGGCGAAGACCUCCUCGCCGGUCCCCAGUGA